GUUUCUCCACUCAUGUAGCGUCUCGCUUAGUUUACUUCCUGUCCAUGUGGUGCAUGUGUGAAGAGGGGAUACUUACACUUUUGUGGGAUUAAACGGAUUUACACAUUUGAAACAUCAUCGAUAGUUGAGUCAACCCACAGAUCAAUAUGGCCCCGGCUUCCAAAAAGAACAAGAAAAAGAGGCCUAGCUUCAGAAAACUGCUGAAAACCAGCAAUCUGAAGCUAGAAAACAAACAGAAGAAUCGGCAGUUUAAGCAACAGAGCUCAGCUAAGAAAUACCGCAAAGAACAGAGGAAACUUCGACAAGCCAUUACCAAUGUCUCCAAUAAGACCCCCAAACCCCUGGAGUGCUAUAAAAAGAAACCAGUGGGGGAAGAAGAAGAAGAAGAAGAGGAGUUCCUGGAGUCUCUGCCUGUAGACAUGAUGGACGAGGAUGACCUAGAACAGAUCAAAGCCAUGGCAAAGAAAGCUUCCUUUUUGACUCGAGACAUCUCUUCAUGUGCGCCAGCACAUGCCAAAAAGCGCAAGUCCGAGCAGCCGGUGGAGAAGUAUGAGAAGAUACCCAGGAAGAUGCAGCAGGAGGAAGAGAAAGAACUCAUUCAUCUGCUGCCCAUCAAAGACAAGAGAGGCCUGAUCCCUCAGACCAUGGAGAAACCCGUUGUGCCGAAGGCAGAGGAAGAGGAGGAACCAGUCGACCAGGAUGAAUUAAAUAAAGAGGAAGAGGAACCAGAAAGCCUCCCACUGUUAAAUGCUCAGGAGCAAUUUGAGCUUCGCUCUCAGAGACUGAUGGAGAAGAAACUGCGCAUCGCAAGCCUGUCGUCCACAAUACUCGCAGAUCCACAUGUGAAUAUCAAGAGGCUGAAGGAGCUGAGGUCCAUGCUGAUGGAGACGGACCCGUGCAUCGCUGUUACUGUCAGAAAGCUAGUCAUGGUGUCUCUCAUGGAGGUGUUCAAGGACAUUGUGCCAUCAUAUCGAAUCCGACCCCUGACAGAAGAGGAGAAAGCUACAAAGGUGAAAAAAGAGACGAUGCAGUUGAGGGAGUUUGAGGAGGGUCUCAUCAGCCAGUAUAAGUUUUACUUGGAAGAUCUGGAACAGACAGUCAAAGACUGGAAGCAGAAGAAGGAGAAGAAAAGUCAGGCCGUGUCUCUUCAGAGUUAUAAAGGUCUUGCUGAAGUGGCCAUCCGGUGCAUUUGUGAGCUCAUGGUCGCUCUGCCACACUUCAAUUUCCACAACAACAUCAUAGUCAUGGUGGUGCCUUUGAUGAGCGACCCCUUCCGGAAUGUGUCUGAUAUGUGUUGUGAAGCCAUCAGCAAACUGCUGAAGCAGGAUAAACUGGGUCAUGCCUCAUUAGCGGUGGUGAAGGUCAUCUCAGGCAUUGUCAAGAGCAGGAACUACAAGGUCAAACCUCAGGUGCUGAAUUGUUUCCUCUCUCUGAGAAUAAAAGAAGUGGAAAUGAAGAAAGAUGCUGAAGAUACUGCACCCAAAAAGAAGUUCAUGUCCUUCAAGGAGAAGAGGGCGAAUUUGUCCAGAAUGCAGCGGAAGUGGAAGAAAGCAGAGGAGAAGCUGCAGAAAGAACUUCUAGAAGCAGAGGCUUCAGAGAACAAGGACAAAAAAAUUAAAUUGCACACAGAGACGCUGAACAUCGUGUUCCUCACCUACUUCAGAAUACUGAAGAAAGCUCAGAAGUCCAUCUUAUUGCCCUCCGUUUUAGAAGGUCUUGCAAAGUUUGCUCAUUUGAUAAACUUGGAGUUCUUCGAUGAUUUGUUGGCGGUGCUGUACGGCCUCAUCACAUCGGGUGAUCUGACGGUUCGCGAGAGCCUUCACUGCAUCCUCACAUCCUUCCACAUCCUCUCAGGACAAGGUGACGUCCUCACCAUCGACCCUUUGAAAUUCUACAACCACUUAUACAAAACCCUGCUGACGCUGCACGCAGGACGAACGAACGAGAACACGGAGAUCGUGCUACAGUGUCUGGACAUCAUGCUGACCAAACGCAGGAAGCAGGUGACUCUGCAGAGGGCGCAGGGCUUCCUGAAGAGACUGAGCACGCUCGGUCUGCACCUCAUGCCUGACUCGUGUGUGGGCAUCCUGGCGGCCAACAGGACACUGAUUCAUACCUUCCCUAAGUGUGACAUCCUGCUGGAUAAUGAGAUGCAGGGAAGUGGUGUGUAUCUGCCAGAGCUGGAUGUGCCUGAAUACUGCAACCCCCAGAACACAUCACUAUGGGAGCUUCACUUACUGAAGAGACACUAUCACCCCAUGGUGAGGAAGUUUGCAGUUCAUCUGAUGAGAGGUGCUCCUAGUGAAGGAUCAGGUGCUCUCAGCAUGGAGCUCAGCAGAAGGGCUCCGGUGCAGCUGUUUGAAGACUACAGCGUUAAAGACAUGAACUUCAACCCUCCUGUUGCAGAGCCUCCCUCAAAGAAAAAGGAACAUUUCACAAUCGGUGAUGCGUUUUUAGAUUCCGAGCUGAAGGCGCAGAUAGAUGCUGCUCUUCAAAACGAGAGCGAGGAGACAAAUCUAGACUUCACAUCACAGCAGGAAACAUGGAUCAAUGUAAAUUAAGACCUGAAAUGCUGUUUUGUAUCAGUUUGUGUAAAAUAAAUGCUCCAAGAUACCA
Messenger RNA from Labeo rohita (rohu), 2616 nucleotides. It is a transcript of the gene noc3l, whose product is annotated as NOC3-like DNA replication regulator. Lineage: Eukaryota; Metazoa; Chordata; Actinopteri; Cypriniformes; Cyprinidae. Gene Ontology annotation, biological process: DNA replication initiation. The coding region runs from base 147 to 2561 and encodes 804 amino acids. The transcript is spliced from 21 exons. The record is from RefSeq and is a predicted model, not a curated record. Gene Ontology annotation, molecular function: chromatin binding. Gene Ontology annotation, cellular component: nucleolus.